Molecule: messenger RNA, 1379 nt
Organism: Xenia sp. Carnegie-2017
Lineage: Eukaryota; Metazoa; Cnidaria; Anthozoa; Malacalcyonacea; Xeniidae
Product: melatonin receptor type 1C-like
Exons: 3
Coding region: 160-1158 (332 amino acids)
Biological process (GO): G protein-coupled receptor signaling pathway
Cellular component (GO): membrane
Molecular function (GO): G protein-coupled receptor activity
Source: RefSeq, a predicted model, not a curated record
GUUCGUUAAUUCAGAGAAGACUAGUCAAAUAUCGUCGACUUUGGCAUUUCCAGUGCGCCAGAUGAAAUAAGGAACAAUUGCCUCCUGCUACCUCUCGUGUUCAUAUUGUUAGAACAGCAUCGAUUUUAAAAGUGACCAAAAGCAGUUACGCUAGUUUUAAUGGCGGCGAAUACGUGGACGAUUCUUGAAACAAUUGUUUUGGUCAUUGUAUUCAUAGCAGCACUUUGUGCAAAUGUUAGCUUGUUUUAUAUCGUUGGUACGACUAGAAACCUUCAAACAAAAGCAAAUGUAUUUAUCUUAAACCUGGCUGUCGCAGAUCUACUUGUCGCGGUCAUUAAUCUCCCUGUGACUAUAAUAACUGUUAUUGCCCAAGAUUGGGUGCUUGGUAAGACGCUUUGUCAAAUAUCUGGAUUUUUAACAUUGCUCACGUUCGUAGCAUCGUGUAUGGCUUUAUCCAUGAUCAGCAUAAAUCGCUACCAUGCUAUAGUUUAUUGGACAUGUUAUGAGAGCAAGUACACUCGCCGUAAAUGUGCUUUUUAUGUUUGUAUUACCUGGUUUAUAACAAUCAUGUUAUCUAUACCUCCGUUUUUUGGUUGGGCGAAAUUCGACUAUGAUCCAGGACAGAGUUAUUGUUUUGUUGAAUGGAAAGCAAGUAAAUCGUACACGAUCUUUAUGAUUGCAACUUGUUCAUGUGGUCUGUUGUCUAUAAUGACUUACUGUUAUGUUAGAAUACUUCGUUAUCACGAAGAUAGUGGCAGAGAUGUCCGCCAAAUGGCGGUACGUUCUAACAGCCCUUCGUUACAAACUCUUGAAAUGAUGGACAAAGCACAGGGGUCAAGAAAAAAUCGUUUGACAAGAACAGUAAUAGUGUUAAUUGUCGUCUUUGGCAUUUGCUGGUCCCCUUUUGCGAUCAUAAUAUUGAUCCAAGUAUUCUCCAAUGCGCAUGUUCCACGCGCUGUGGAUUUUGGAUCCCUGGUUUUGGGAUACUUAAACAGUUUUUUCAACGUGGUUGUGUAUAACGCAACGAAUAAAAAACUUCGACGGCAAUUUUUGAAUUUUUUUUCAGUGAUUAUCUUUCGAAAAAAGGACAAACGUUCGCAAUACACUGAAGGCGCGCAUUGUCACCGUGUCAGUGCAUCGACGGGGAAUAAUAUUUAAAUUUUAGUCAAUAUUUUAUUGAUGCCAAAUCAUCAGCAGUUAACUAAGAAAAGACAGAAGACUAAUUGGUCGCAUUUUCACAGUGCAUAUAUCGACGGAAAACUGUGCCUAAAAUAAAUCAAUACUUUAAAUCAGGGGUCUCCAAAUUUUACAGCCAGAGGGCCACAUGAACUUUCAUCAAGCAUGUUGAGGGCCGACGAACCGUAUACCGCUGGUCAAAG